Messenger RNA from Lichtheimia ornata, 858 nucleotides. RefSeq lists its product as uncharacterized. The coding region runs from base 1 to 858 and encodes 285 amino acids. Lineage: Eukaryota; Fungi; Mucoromycota; Mucoromycetes; Mucorales; Lichtheimiaceae. The record is from RefSeq and is a predicted model, not a curated record. The transcript has 3 exons.
AUGGUUGAUUCUAACACCAUCAAGAACAAAUCAAAGCCGCAUCCAAUUGGUCAAGAGUACAAGACGAUAGCCGAUGCUCAGACAAAGAUUACGCUUCGCCUUGAUAUUAGCGAAAAAGAUGACAGCAAUAAGAAGUUUUCGGACCAUGGUAAAGUCCCUGGAUGCAUGUUACGUCUUUCAGAGCCUUGGUUUGCCUCUGGACGUACAAUUAUUGCCGAUUCUUAUUUUGGAUCCCCAGCUUCAGCUGCAACCUUGUAUCAGAGAGGAUUGUAUUCUAUUUUGGCAAUCAAGAAGCGACGAUAUUGGCCAAAGAAUGUCCCAAAAGACCUGCUUGACAACUUGCCUGAAUCAUCCGGAUCCCAUGUGUGCAAGGUAGGUGAGGUGGAUGAAGUUCGGAUGUUCACUGCUGCAUUGAGAGAUCGUCGACCUCAGUGCGUAGUUAGUACAUGCAGCACGACGUUGCCUGCUUCUUUUGUUACGCAUACUGUACAGGUCAAUGGUAGAAGCGAGCGUGUAAGGUCUCAGCGUGCUGCAGUGUUUGACGAAUAUGGCAACUCGUUUGGCGCUAUCGAUGCAAACAACAACGUCCGUGACAACAUGACCUCGUAUCACGAUGUCAUGCGCACUCACAAGUGGGAGCAUCGCUCAUUCGCUUUCUUUUGGGCACUUGCUGAAGCCAAUGCGUUUUUGGCAUGGAGAGCGUUUGGCCCUGAUGAGCUUCGCAACAUGGAUUAUUGCGACUUCCGUGAGCGUCUUGCUCAUGAAAUAUUGGUCGCAUACACCAAUACAGACAACGCCAAUGCUCAACUUGAUAAGACAUCGCCAUGCCUCGGACCUUUUGCAUCUGCAACAACAUGA